This is a messenger RNA of Pyrgilauda ruficollis (rufous-necked snowfinch), 5633 nucleotides long. RefSeq names its product chromosome unknown C4orf54 homolog (gene CUNH4orf54). NCBI's taxonomy places the organism in Eukaryota, Metazoa, Chordata, Aves, Passeriformes, Passeridae. The transcript is spliced from 4 exons. The record is from RefSeq and is a predicted model, not a curated record. The coding region runs from base 7 to 4263 and encodes 1418 amino acids.
CCCGGCAUGGACGCGCCCGGCCAGCGGCCCGCCAGCCCCCGAGCCGGCCCGGAGGGCGCGGCGGCGGAGCGGGACCCGAGCACAAACGCGAGCCCGAACCCCGGCCCGGAGGCGCCCAUCGAGGAGGAGAGGGAGGCGGCGUACGUGGAGAUCCGCGGCUCGCCGCAGGGGCCGGAGGAGAGCCGCCAGAAGCCCGAGCUGGCCCCGGCCGGCGGCGCUGAGGGAGCGUCCGGUCCCGCACCGGACAGCGGAGCCGGUGGGACCGGGGAUGGCGACUCGGCGAGCGGUGGACCCCCGGGGGAAAAAGCGGAGCCAGCAUCCUUGGACCACGGGCGGGAUCGCCCUCCUUCCCCGGCGGCGGCGGAAUGCGGCGCUGACACCGGCCCCGGCUCCGUGGGAGCGGCGCGGAGCGGCGGGACGCCGGAGGCGGGGGGCUGCCCGGAGUCCUCCUCCUCCUCCUGCCCUUCUCCCGUGACCAAGGCGGACGACUUUCCCGCAAUGGGCGACCCGGUGUCGACGGAGGGCAAAACCUCCUCGUCGUCCUUCGGCUACGAGAGCGAAGUGGAGGAUGAGGUCGCGGGGCGCAAGGCGACUCCCCCCGGCGCCCCCCCGGGCACCCCUCCCGGCGGCGGCCGCGACGAGGCGCACUAUAUCAGCACGCAGGAGAUCCAACUCAGCGAGGUGGACCACGACAUGGACUUCGACGCGGGGCUGGCCGCCCGCUGGGACUUCGAGGAUAACAACGUGAUCUACUCCUUCGUUGACUACGCCUCCUUCGGGAGCGACGAGACCCCGGGAGACACGCUGACGGAGGAGGAGGAGAAUAGCUGCUACCUUAGCACGACCACCAGCGACCCCAACAACCAGACGGACAGCAUCGACAACACCAGCAGCACCGAGAUCGUCAGCCUUACCUCCGAACACGACACCCCCGGCGGGGACAAGCGCGCCAGCUCGGGGGAAAGCCGGUCCAAGCAGCCCGGCCGCCCCGGCGGGAGCCCGGGCGCCCAGCUUCUCCUAUCAAUCAAAGCCGCUUCCCGGGCUAUAAAUGAGUCUAGCAACGUGCACGGAAAGCAAAACACUGUUUACGCUGCCAAGCAUGAAGGCGACAUGAGUCUCCGUGUCGCCGCGGCUCCCGACCGCAGUGCGAGUUUAAAACAGGAUGCGGUCCGCGACCACGCGAAAAAGUUCAUCGCGGUGCCGGCGCGGCUGCAGACGCGGUGCGGGGCCGCCAGGGCCGGGGAGCACUCGAGCGGCGCCUCCAGCGCCGUCAGCGAGCUGGACGAUGCCGACAAAGAGGUGCGAAACCUUACGGCCAGGGCUUUCCGCAGCCUGGCGUACCCCUAUUUCGACACCCUGCGCCCCGGCUCCCGCGCCUCCUCCGCCUCCCUGUCCGACAAUGCCCUGGGCAUCAACCGCUGGUCCACCUACCUGGACCUCAAGUGCGGCAGCCUGGGGCCGAGAGCCGAGCCCAGCCUGCUGCGCUCCGGCCGCUCGCAGACCAAAGCCCUCGAGUUCGUGGUCAGCAAGCUCGACGGGGAGAUCGCCCACGUGGAAACGCCGCGGCGGCUGCGGGCGGGCUCCCGGGUGGUGACCCUGCUGGACCUCGGCGAUGCCGCCGAGGCCGGGGAGCCGCCGACGGCGGAGGGCGGCGGGAAGGGGUCCAGCAAGAAGUCCAGGUUCGCCUCCAGCCUCCUCAAAAACGUCAUCUCCAAGAAGAUGCAGCUGGAGCACGAGUUCAAGAUGGAGCGGGGCGAGAUCACCGACACCUCCUACACCGGGCCGGGCGCGGGCCGGGAGCCUGAACCCACCGGCGGCAGCGCCGGCCGGGAGCGGCAUCGGGAGGCUGGCGUGCAGCGGCAGAACUCCCGGCACUCGGAGGGCGGCUCGGACUGCACCGCGGCGCCGGCGGAGGAUGCGGGCGAGGGCGGCGGGGGCCGCUCCCCGGCCUCCAAGGCGUCGACGCCCCGCGAGGGGAACCGCAGCCUGGACCGGGCGCUGUCGGAGGAGCUGUGCGAGGUAAAGCGCAGCGCCUCGGAGGCCAUCAAGGCCACCUUCCUCCGCAGCCAGAACAGCGCCUUCAGGUCCUGGAAGGAGCGGGAGGCGGAAAGGAAGGAGGAGAGGGCGCCGGUCGGUAAGCUGAAACUUUCUCCCAAGAACGACUGGCGAGCCGACCUGGGCGAGAUCUCUGCCGGCAAGUCCACCAAGAUGUCCCGCCUGUUCGUCCCCGCCAUUCAGCACACCCCUCGGGAGAAGGAUCCCGGCAAAAGGGCGACCAAGUGCUCCGCCGCGGCCGCCGCCGUGUCCUCGGCCGCCGCCGCCGCCUCCUCGCCCCCCGCCGCCAAGCCCAAAGCCCCCGAGAUCAAGAUCAGCCUGGGCAGCCUGCAGCAGCCCCGGGACGCCGCUUUCAGCAUCGCCCAGCUGCUGACGCCGCAGAUCGCAGGCCGACCGCCGGAGGAGGGCAGGGGGCAGCCGCUCAAGCCUCUCAAGGCCGGCGACGGCCCCGACAAAGUGCCACAGUUCCUGGUGCGCGACGUGAGGGACAGCAAGUACAGAGCCCAGGGGAUCCUCCACCAGGUGCGGGACGUGCGUAAGCUCAUCAAAAGCUCCUACAGCGCUGACUCGGGAGAUAACAGCAGCGACAAGGGCAGCGGCGCCUCCGAGCAAGGCGGCCCGGAGCAGAAGCCCCGGCAGCAGCUGGUCAUCGCCGGUGUCCCCCGGUCGCUCUCCCCCGUGGUCAUCACCUGCCAGGCGGUCGGCCACACCGGCACCAAGCCCACCGAGGCGGGGGCCAAGGCGGCGGGCAGGGCGCCCGCCUGCCCCCCGGAGGGCACCGUGCUGGUGCACCGCACCUCGGGCAGGCUGCCAGUAGCCACCAUCGCCCCCAACAAGAGCGAUGCUCGCCAGCCGGCUGUGCUCAAGAUCGUUUCCAAAUCCUCCGCGCCCUGGCGGCACCAGCCGCCGCCGCCGCCGCCCCCCGAGAGGGGCCGGGGACCGGAGGAGGACCCGAGGGAGGAGAGCAAGGCAGCGCCGGUGCAGAACGCGCUGGAGAAACUGACGGCGGCAGUGCGGAGCAUGGAGGAGCUCUACAGCUUCAACAAGCGCGAGUGGAAGCGCAAGAGCGACCCUCUGCCCAUCACCGACAGCCACGUCCUCUCCCUUAUCGCCAGCCAGGAGCGGGGCGCCGGCUCCCGACCCGCCGCCGCCGCCGCUGCCGCUCCGCCCCCGCCGCCGGACAAGGCGGAGGAGCCGUCGGGCAAGGGCCCGAGCAGCGAGCGGCUGCCCCGCCGCCCCUCCAACAGCGCCGCCGACAAGGUCUCGGCCAAGGCGGCCGCCUUCGAGAGCCUGGCCCGGCAGCGGCAGCGCGGCCCGCCGCCGCCCCGCGCCGAGCCCCCCGCCGCGCCCGGGCGGCGGCGGCGGCGAUGCGGAACGCGGCCCCGACUGCGGGAACUAUCUGUCCCUGCCGCUGAAGGCGGCCACCGAGCCCGACUCCCCGCCGUCCGCGGGGGCGGCGGAGGGCGGCGGCGUCCGCCCCAGCCCGGUGUCGGCAUCGGCGGCGGCGGCGGCGCUGUGCAGCCUGCAGCCCUUCGGCACGGCCAAGCCCGCCGGCAGCCCCAGACAGGUCCGCCCGCCGCCCUGUACCGCCCGCCGCUGCCCUUCGCCGCCCUGCCCGGCGCCGCGCCGCCGCCGCUGCUCUGCUUCUCGCCCUCCGUGCCCGCCGCGGCCACAGCGACCGAGCCCUUCCCGCAGACGCAGCGCAAGGUGCUGCUGGACGUGAGCACCGGGCAGUACUACCUGGUGGACACGCCUGUGCAGCAGCCCCUCAAGCGGCGCCUCUUCGACCCCGAGACCGGGCAGUACGUGGAGGUGCCGGUGCCCCAGCAGCCGGCCGUGGCUCCCGUCCCGCUGCCUCUCUCGCCCCUUGCUCUCAACGCCGGUGCCUAUGGCACCACGUACAUGCUCUACCCCGGGCUCCUGCCCGCCGCCACCGUGCUGCCCGCCGGCGCCCUGCAGCGCCCGCUGUCCCACUCGGGCAGCGACGGCAGCGCCCCGGCAGAGCCUGGCAGCCCCGCCGCGCCAGAGGCAGCUUUUGCCGAGAGCCCCUACUACGUGGCUACCAGCAAGGGGCCGCCGCCGCCGCGGCACGGGGCAGCCGAGGCCAAGCCGGUCAUCAGCAUCACAGCGCCGGCCACCGGCCCGCGGAUCGUCGCGCCGCCCUCCUUCGACGGCACCACCAUGCGCUUCGUGGUGGAGCACCGGUGAAGAGCGCGGGGAUAAGGAAGAAGAAUUGUGCUUCUUUAAUUUGAAAUACACCUGGUAACUCUUCAACAUUAAUCCUAAAAACUGCUUCUACAGUUUUCUCAAUUUUUUUUGCUUCAUCAUACAAAACAAGCAUAACCCGAUCUCUGGGCUUGAGUCAAGCCGGACCCAGCAGAUAAUGCCACAAAAGGUCACCAGAAAAAAGCUCUGGUAAUAUGGUGCUCCUCCCUGUAUACGAGUGGUGAAUUUCUCCAGUGCAUGGGGUGAUGUGUAACCACGUAUCUUGGAUUAGAGUCAAACCCUCCAUGUCAGGGCUCACAAGCUGCUAGUAUUAUAUGUUUCACGGUGCAGUCAUAGUAUGUUACAGCUGAAAUUCACCCCAUGUGCAAAGCAGGGCAAAAUCCUGUGCACCACUCAAGUUCCCUCCCGCUCCUGCUCUCAGCCUUUUGAGGGCUGCGCCAGCCUACUGUCCAUGCAUUUUAGGUCAGGAUCCAGUUAAAAGUUUGAGGGGAACUGGAGUGAUGCACCAGGAUGUUGUUCUGGUCUUUUGCAACAGGGUUGGUUUCACUCAGUAUCAAAUUCAGCCCUUGGUGAAUCAACUGGUGAAUGAUUUGAAAUGUAUUUAUGGGUUGUGUGGGGUGUUUUUCCCCCUUGUCUGUAUUCAGUGCUACCUUGAUUCUUUAGUGUUGAUGGCCAAAGUGUCAUUCCUUAUGCUUAUAUAUUGCCAUUAACUUGUGGCUACCUGAGAACACAUACUUCAAAAAUGCUUGUGCUUUUUUUCACCUAUUUCUUUUUUUUUUGUAUUUCUUCUUUUUUCCCCCCUCCCCGCCCCUUUAUUUUUCCUCUCAUUUUUAAAGGGGUGGUAAGUUUUCAGUGUAAAGCUAUUUAAAAGUGCAAGUGUGAAGUAAGGAUAAUGAUUGUUAAGAGGAUGUGGGUGGUAUGUCUGAUGAGAGAGGGGUGGGCUGCAAGGCAAAGGGGAAAACGCCGUGAACGCAUCGUGUUGAUGAUUGUUGCCUGUGGAGGAAGAGUUAAGAAACAGAAGAUGUCUAACUGGAGAGAAAUGGACUCUUUGAGCUGCUCUCAAUGGAGACAACACUGUGGCAAGUGUGUAGCUGAAAUCCAGAGUGAUCCCACUGCAGGGUGCCGCGGGCCUGGGAUUGAAGGACGCGGCGUCGCUCUGGGAAUUGCGGUGGGAGCACUUCGGAGCGUCACAGCCACGUGAGAACAGAGUGUCUGGAACUGCCAAGUACCAAAGUUUGUAACUGAAUGAGUUGGCAUUUGUAUUAUGUUGGGGUUUGUUUUUGUUUUUGUUUUUUUCUCUUGAAUGUUAUGAUAAAUAAAAUGUAUUUUUCAGUAAAAGACACACUGCAAGU